UUUCAGCAAGCUGUUGCCCAUAAGAACCGGCAAUGACAUAUGUUGAACGGUGGUGGCUCACAGACUACACGCCAGAAAUAUAUAUGUACUUGCGCAACCUGGAGCGGCGACGGAUGACCUACAAAAGUCAGUCACCUCAGCUGCAGCACAGGAGCAGACUUGUGGCCUUCAUCAGUACUGUCUGCAGCUGCAUGGAUUUCUGUACCCUGGUCCAGCAUCUCUCUGUGCACCUUUUGGAUUUCUUCAUGGAUAGCCACAAUAUUGUCCCAGAGCAGCUAGAGCUUGUUGCUUUAGGCUGUGUUGUAGUUGCAGCACGCUACCCGCUGUUCGAUGUCAAACAGCGGGUGCUGGUCAGGCAAGUCCUGCGCAAGUCAGGACGGGCCUCUACACUGCAUAGUCCUCAACUUCUUCUCAAGUUCCCUUGUUAUCCAACCAAGUUGCUGCCCGAUACGGUAGAACAGCCAACAUACAAUGGAUGGAUGUACACUUUCCACUAUAUGGAGAGCGAUAAGUUGCUGGCCAUGAUUUGGGAAUGCCUGUCAUGUGCGUUCCAGCCCAUCCUCAUUCUUCACUAUGGCUGGUAUCACAUUAUCAAUGAUGUCAUUCUUUCAGCUAAAGCUGAAGAAAAAGACUGUCGCAAUCCUCUCAACAGUGAGAUCAGCAAGCUAAUGGGCAAUGCAUACACCCUAAAGGAGAUUGGAGAAGCUGAGCGGGCCGUGCUGAAAUUCUUUCGGUGGGAGGUGCAUCAUCCAACGGUGGCCCACUUCUUGGAUUACUUCGCAGUGUUUGGGCUAAUGCCUUACGAUAAACCAUUUUCAAGAGUGUCAGCAGAGAUGCUACAGCUUCGUGAAGCCAUGAAACACCAGCUGGACUUCUUUCUUGAAGCAUCUCUCAAAGACUACAUGCUCAUCCAGAUGCCUGCUUCCAUGGUGGCUGCUUCAUGUGUUGUGUGUGCUCGUGUCUGCAUGUGUAUUUAUCCAUAUUGGUCAACGACACUGGAGAAAGUCAGCGACUACAAGCUGGAGCAACUUGCUUUUUGCACCAACCAACUGCUGAUGGCACGAGACAGAGAAUAUGCUGAAAAUGGUGCAAGGCCACAAGAAUUCAAUGACUCCUAUGCUGUAGGCUUUCCAUACUACUACGACAUCAUGGCUCUACAGGAUGCAGAAUCGCGACAUGAAGACCGCAGGGCAGCCUGGUGGCCAGUUCAUAGCAGCCAGUACGAAGUUUGA
Molecule: messenger RNA, 1232 nt
Organism: Rhipicephalus sanguineus (brown dog tick)
Lineage: Eukaryota; Metazoa; Arthropoda; Arachnida; Ixodida; Ixodidae
Exons: 6
Coding region: 33-1232 (399 amino acids)
Biological process (GO): mitotic cell cycle phase transition; regulation of cyclin-dependent protein serine/threonine kinase activity
Cellular component (GO): nucleus; cytoplasm; cyclin-dependent protein kinase holoenzyme complex
Molecular function (GO): cyclin-dependent protein serine/threonine kinase regulator activity
Source: RefSeq, a predicted model, not a curated record